AUAAAAAUAAUAUUCCAUCCUCGUUUGUUUUCGUUUCCCUCUCACUUUUCUCAUUGGAGGGAAAACAUCCAAAAAAAAAUUUCGGACAGAGAAGAAUAUAGCUUCUUCUUCCACCAGUGAACAAGUCUAGGGUUUUAGUCUCUUCCUUCAGCUUAUUUACUGGAUCUUUUAAAAAAGCUGUUCCUGGAUGCACCGUGUCAGGGUAGUCUCUAUGAACCUGUUUUUGCUGCUUUGAUUACUCCCACGGAAAUUAAUCAGCUUGUCAAACAUUCUUCUUGAAGUGGACAUGCAAACUAAGAAAAAAACCUCUAGGCGAAAUGCCAGUCAAGAGUGUGGCAGUCCUAAAGUUUUAAGAGCACCGAGGAAGGUCUCUGAAAAUGGUCGAGCUACUGAAAAGAAAGUCAAAGAUUUAAUAACAUCAUCUGCUAGAAAGAAUAAAUCUUUUAGCACUCUUGAGAAUAAAGCUAGAGAGCCUAUCCCUCCUACAGAUUUGAAUAAUGGAUAUGAGUUUAUGGACAGUGGGAAUUCCAAUGCUUGUUUGGAAAAUGAUGCAGUUGACGGCAUUUCAUUAGAUUCUAUGGGUUGUAACAAUCAAGCUGUUCAUCUGGAAUCUGGAACUAUAUUUUCUCCCGGGUUUCACUUGUCCAAAAAUUCUGGAGGAGUUGACAAAGUUGAUUUUAUCAAAAUUUUUCAGAAUGAAGACCAUGAGAGAGUUUCUCCGUGCCAAGAAAUAGAGUCACCACAGGAAGAUGCAGUAGAUGGUCAUCUUAGUCAAGACUCUGACACUGCAAUGGAGGUAGACAUAAACAAUUCAUCCAACUACUCAAAUUCAGGGAGAUGUGGCAAUCAGAUGCUUGCUUUAAGCACAACAAAUGUGAAUGGUUGCAAUUCUGAUUAUGAUGGAAAUGGUCUUUCCAUGGAAGUUUCUGCCAUAUAUCUUGCCGUGAAAAACUCAAAGCUGGAAUGUGUUGACGAGCACAGUCAGAAUCCCAUGUCUUCUGAAAUAUGCACAGAGGAGGAUGAAUUUGAGGAUUUUGAUGACUUUGACCCAUACUUAUUUAUAAAGACCUUGCCAGACUUGUCAACGGUGGUUCCAACAUUUAGACGAUUGUUGUUACCCAAGCAGACACGUAGUUGCCCUUCUACUACUCUUGUCCUGGACUUAGAUGAAACUUUGGUGCAUUCUACCCUGGAACAUUGUGAGGAUGUAGACUUCACUUUUCCUGUUAAUUUCAAUAGUGAGGAGCACAUUGUCUAUGUACGCUGCCGCCCUCACCUCAAAGAUUUCCUUGAGAGAGUUUCUGGUCUUUUUGAGAUUAUUAUAUUUACUGCUAGUCAAAGCAUUUAUGCCGAGCAACUUCUAAAUGUGCUUGAUCCAAAGCGGAAGAUAUUUCGCCACCGUGUAUACCGUGAGUCCUGUGUUUAUGUGGAGGGGAAUUACCUCAAAGAUUUAACAGUGCUUGGUCGUGAUUUGGCACAUGUUAUAAUAAUUGACAAUUCCCCACAGGCAUUUGGAUUCCAAGUGGAUAAUGGAAUACCAAUCGAGAGUUGGUUUGAUGAUCGUUCAGAUCAAGAAUUGUUUUUGUUACUUCCGUUCUUGGAGAGCUUGGUUGGUGUUGAUGAUGUCCGGCCACUAAUUGCAAAGAAAUUCAACCUGCGGGAGAAAAUUGCUGCAGCUGCGCUUCCUCUAAAUACAAAUAGAAGAGAUUUCUUAUCCGAAUGAAUUGUGGGUUAUACAAUAUCGAGGAAAGAAGAGUACUUUGUAUGUUAUAGCAUUCUUAGAUUAUGAUUAAACGUUAGAUUAUUUCUUUGUUGUGGAAAUUGUAAUGAUAUAUGUCUACACUGAACCAGCAAAAAAGGAAAGGGGAGAACGAGAGUGUAAGCAUGUGUUGAGUGUAGAAACCGUUUAUACAAGAUGACUUGUGCGGGCGGAUACUUGGUUGGUUAUUGUCCUGGUAAUAAAAGUUCCCCAAUUGUUUUUAUUUAACCUGUAUAUCUUUUAUUUGUGGGUUCACACUUCACAUAACCUAUGUAUCGAGCUAAUGGAGGUUGAUCCAUUGUCUCUUACGUCUA
Glycine soja is the source of this 2073-nucleotide messenger RNA. RefSeq names its product CTD small phosphatase-like protein 2. The transcript has 7 exons. Bases 287 to 1723 code for a protein of 478 amino acids. The record is from RefSeq and is a predicted model, not a curated record. Gene Ontology annotation, molecular function: phosphoprotein phosphatase activity. Lineage: Eukaryota; Viridiplantae; Streptophyta; Magnoliopsida; Fabales; Fabaceae.